UUAAUUUUUUGUAGUUCUUCAGAGCAGCUCAUCAGAUUUGCGAAAAUGUUUGCUACAAUCUUAAAAUUAUUGACCUUGUGUGCCCUUGCACAUUUUUUAAAUGGCCACACAGUGAAGGAGCAACCGAUUACAACCGAACAAAAGUAUCUGAUUGUGCGUGGCGAGGCAUCUGAUGGAUCUGCUGGCUCCCAAGAGCAUCUGGAGUUCAAUGAUGCAGCCAAGUUGCUGUUGACUUCCUUUAAGGCACAAAAGAUACCCGCUAACCAUGGCAUGGAUGGAAUUGAGGAGUGCAGUGAACCAAGCCAUAAAGCCUCCUUUGCUGGCAUUGAUUAUGCAAUUCUGCUGUCCAUGCUGGCUGUCUCACUGGGCAUUGGCAUCUUCUAUGGCUUCUUUCAAACCGGUGGCAGCUCCUCCAAUGAGUUUCUGCUUGGCUCCGGCAUGAAUCUACUCCCAGUUACGCUCAGUUUGACAACGAGCUUUAUAACAGCAAUUGAGCUACUUGGUAAUCCCUCCGAGAUGUACUUUCAAGGAACACAGUUUGUGCUUAUUGUAAUACCCAUGGUCCUGGUCAUUCCUGUCGCCGUGAAGAUCUUUUAUCCCAUCUACUUUAAAAUGGAACUAACCAGCUGCUAUGAGUAUCUAGGCAUACGCUUUGGCAAAGAGAUUCGCAUUCUAGGAGCUGUCCUCUAUGUCAUACAGAUGUGUUUUUAUACCGCUGUUGCUGUACUUGCUCCGGCUAUUGCUUUGUCCAAGGCAACGGGAUUGGAUACAAAGAUUGCAGUGAUCCUAAUUUACGUUGUCUGCGUCUUUUACUCUUCAAUGGGCGGCAUUAAGGCUUGUGUCAUCGCAGAUUCCUUUCAGGCUGCCGUUUUGGCCGUGUCAUUGGUACUGAUUGUCGGUCUGGGCUCAUUUUAUAGCGGCAAUCCAGUGCAGGUCUUUCAAACUGCAGCUGAUCGCAGUCGCCUUGAAUUUUUCAAUUUUAAUCCAGAUCCAACUGUACGCCACACUGUCUGGUCUGUGGUCAUUGGCGGCUUCUUCUAUUGGACCUCGCUCUUCUGCACCAAUCAGGCUUCUGUGCAAAAGUGCAUGUCUCUGAAAUCCCUUAAGCUGGCAAAGAUUGCAUUGGGAUUUGCUAUAAUUGGACUGAUUAUCGUAUUUCUACUUAAUUUCUAUACUGGCCUGAUGGUCUUCAAUCAUUAUGCGGAUUGUGAUCCAUUGCUUGUGGAUCGCAUCACGGCAUCGGAUCAAUUGUUGCCCUAUUAUGUGAUCAACACCUAUGAGAAUAUCUAUACUAUAGCUGGAAUCUUUGUGGCAGGAAUCUUUGCUGCGAGCUUGGGGACUGUCGCCUCGGCAUUGAACUCAUUGUCAGCUGUCACUUGCGAGGAUUUGCUCAUCAAUGGCAUGAACAUUAAGAUUUCACCUGAGAAAGGUGCUACAUAUGCCAAAUGGAUGUCCUUGGGCUUUGGUGUGGCCUCCUUUGGCUUGGUAUUCAUUGUGGAGCAUCUGGGUGGAGUUCUCCAGGCGACUUUGACCCUAAAUGGACUCAUUGGGGGCGUUACUUUGGGCCUCUUUGUCCUGGGGAUUGCCUGCAAACGGGCGAAUACCAAGGGCGCCUUCUACGGCGGUCUGUUAUCCCUAGCCUUGGUCGUAUUUGUGGGCGUGAUGUCACAAAUUGUCUCUCUGGAAAUUCCAACGUUGCCCACUUCCGAUGAACAGUGCGAUUGUCAUGUGAAUGUGACAGGAAUCAUCGGAGACUUACUCAGCGAAAGCUUGCGAUCAGAAACAGUUCAGGAGGGAUUCGCAUCCUGGUCAAUAUUCCGUCUGAGUUACAUGUGGUUCAGCAUGAUCGGCUGUUUGUUAACCGUAUUUCUGGGCUGGCUUAUAUCGCUUAUCAUUGAUGCAUUGCAGAGACGAAGUGUUUUGAAGAUAACUGGAAAGGGCAUUGAUAAUCCUGCCAUCUCUGAUGAGGUUUUCAAGAGUGAUAGUCCUGUAAUGUGCACCACAUUGAAGCCAAUUGAGGCAACAAGUGUAGAAGGUCAUAUUAAUCUGGCCAUACGCAUCGACGAUGAAGAUGAUUCCAAAUAGGUUUUCCACACGACAACCAUGCAAAAUCGAAACCAAAAUAAUAUAUAUUCCUGAUACUGUUACUGAACCUGUUACCGUAACUGUAACUGUAAGUGUAACCUCCAUGUACAAAGUUAUCGUAUAAUUUGUAGUUAAUUCGAGUCGCAAACCCUAUUUACUAAGUUUAGUCGAAAGAGUGAUUUUUCAUUUUUAAUUAAUAAGCAAUUAUCUGCUAUUCCAGUACAGUAUUUUAUAAACUUUACUUACUAUGUACGACUAUCAUUAAUAUGUGUGAAUUUAUUUUAGAUCUAGGCUAAUUUACAACGCCUUUUGUUGCGUUAACAUUAAACUCGUAAAUUGAAUAAAAGCUGUACAAUGAGUACUGUGAGUACACUGAGA
Drosophila innubila is the source of this 2463-nucleotide messenger RNA. Its product is annotated as sodium-coupled monocarboxylate transporter 1. Gene Ontology annotation, molecular function: symporter activity. Gene Ontology annotation, cellular component: membrane. The transcript is spliced from 6 exons. Gene Ontology annotation, biological process: sodium ion transport; transmembrane transport. The record is from RefSeq and is a predicted model, not a curated record. NCBI's taxonomy places the organism in Eukaryota, Metazoa, Arthropoda, Insecta, Diptera, Drosophilidae. Bases 46 to 2085 code for a protein of 679 amino acids.